AAUGAGCUCAUGGAUGGACCUUUGCGCUGUUGAAUAACCAUUUAACUGUUAGCAUCAUGUCCGGUUUCUGUAUGUUUGUUAUUUGAAUGAGUUUUAUUAAAACAAAAAUAAUAAUUAAAAUAUAAUCACAGAUGUGCAGUAUUACAAAAUAUCCAUCAUAUGAUUUCUGAGGGCAGAGUUAACGGAGCGCGUGAGUUUGGUGAAUCUUCAAUCGUCGCUCCUCUCAUCUACUCGAGGUGCUCGCGUGAUGAUCACACACUUUGUACGUAAUGUACAUGCUAUUUGGUAGCUCGUAAAUCUUUUAUAGGGUUUUGUCGGCGGAGAAUCGCCGCAGCACCAGUGUUCACCGCCUGUUUACAUUUGAACUUUCUGCAGAUCUGCAGAGAUGUCCGCCCUGUUCCCGUCUCUGUUUCCGCGGGUGACAGAGUCUCUGUGGUUUAAUCUGGACCGGCCCUGUGUGGAUGAAGCAGAGCUCAACCAGCAGGAGCAGCAACAUCAGACCUGGUUGCAGAGUAUCGUAGAGAAGGAUAAUAACCUGAUGCCCAUCGGCCGACCCAUCUUUGAGACCUUCGAUGAGGAAGAGGAGGAGGAUGAUGAAGACGAGGAAGACAGUGAGGAAGACUCAGAAGAUGAUGAAGACAUGCAGGACAUGGACGACAUGAACAUCUACAACGAGUUCCCUGAUGAUGGAGAGAUCAAUGAGGUGGAUAUGGAGGGAGCGGAUCAGGACCAGGACCAGUGGAUGAUCUAGAGCCGUAGAUCCACAAAGACAGACAACUGAGGAACGUGUGUGUGUGUGUGUGUGUGUGUGUGU
This is a messenger RNA of Danio rerio (zebrafish), 814 nucleotides long. Lineage: Eukaryota; Metazoa; Chordata; Actinopteri; Cypriniformes; Danionidae. The record is from RefSeq and is a predicted model, not a curated record.